GGGAGUUCCCCUCAGAUCCAGGUUUCCCUCCCCAACUCUCGCAUACUAAGCCAGCCAGUUACCAUUAUGUCCAGCCGUCGCGGUGUUGGUCUUGGGGCAUUUGCCCAUCGGAAUCAGGCCACUCAGUCCUAUGCCACCCAUGGCGCGAAUCUGCGAUCCACGCACCUCUCCUCCCUCCAGACCCAGCUAUCCGUAUUCCAAUCACUACUCCACACCUUUGCAUUGGAGCAUAGCUCGACAAUAAAGUCAAAUCCAACAUUUCGAGCCGAAUUUGCUCGCAUGUGUAAUGCGAUCGGGGUUGACCCUCUCGCAGCCAGCAAUAUCAAGGGCAAAAAUGGCCGGAAAGGACUGGGCGAGGGCGGCAGUUUUUGGACUCAGAUUUUAGGUGGAGAUAUGAAUGACUUCUACUUUGAAGUUGCUGUCCGAGUAGUUGAAUUGUGCCGAGAGACGAGGAGCGAUAAUGGAGGCUUGAUAGGAGUUGAAGAGUGUCGAAAGAGGGUAGGGAAAGGAAAGGCCAUCGGGAGCGGGCUGGAAGUUACAGAUGAUGACAUUCUCCGCGCCGUGAAGUCACUUGAACCCCUCGGCUCUGGUUUCUCCAUCACCAACGUUGGCAACAAGCAGUACAUCCGAUCGGUUCCCAAGGAACUCAAUACGGACCAGGCCACUGUGCUUGAAGUUAUACAGAUUUUGGGAUAUGUAAGCGUAUCGAUGCUACAGUUGAAUCUAAAAUGGGAGAAGGCUCGCGCACAGACAGUCAUUGACGACCUUGUUGCCGAUGGUCUUGUUUGGCUGGAUGCUCAAAGCGAAGAGAACGAGUACUGGUCGCCCCAAAACCUAUUGGACGACAGUGGAUGAGAUGCUGCAAUGGGAUUGCAAAGCAUCUUAUUUCUACCUCCAAAGAGGAACGCCUAUUCUAUGGCAUGCCCAAACGAUACCCCUGGGGAAAACAUUCAUUCCCAGCCCCGACGCCGGUCUGAACCGUCCACGUUGGCCGCUUGUUUGAACAGCUGCAGUGUGAAACAGAUAUUUUUCCACUCAAAUCCUUGUUCAUCCUGAUAUUUCAAUGAGAGUUCAGACAAAUGCUGCCAAGAGUCCGCAAGCUUGUCCUUGUGAUACUUGAGGUCAUCUUGAGUCAAGCGUCAACGAUGAUCUCUUCCAUGCAUCAACGCAGAAUUUCUGCUAUUAACCCAAAUUAUAUGUUAUUAAAUACACGAAUUCCGUGUUAAUAUGUAGAUAUUAGCAGUAUCUCAGCGUUAUUUUCUCUGGUUUUUUUUGAAGGACCACAUUCCUACUCCGAUGAGGAUAUAUAUGCUAGUUAGAGCACCGAAUAUACAAUUGACAUCGAACGCAA
Messenger RNA from Aspergillus wentii DTO 134E9, 1351 nucleotides. RefSeq names its product ESCRT-II subunit protein SNF8. Lineage: Eukaryota; Fungi; Ascomycota; Eurotiomycetes; Eurotiales; Aspergillaceae. Gene Ontology annotation, biological process: protein transport to vacuole involved in ubiquitin-dependent protein catabolic process via the multivesicular body sorting pathway. Bases 67 to 855 code for a protein of 262 amino acids. Gene Ontology annotation, cellular component: ESCRT II complex. The transcript has 2 exons. The record is from RefSeq and is a predicted model, not a curated record.